AUGAAGCCCAGAUCUCGCGGACUGUGGACGCGGUACAAGCCCAUGGUACGCCAACUGGGCCGGCAAAUAGGCUUCUGUUUACUUAGAAGAAAGCUGAUAAUAUUCAUUUUUGCGUUGCUUGUUACUCUGUCGUUUUUCAACCGGUUACCGGGCGUUCCACACGUGGUGAUUGGCGGGUCAAAGUAUGUCGUGGUGCUGGGGGCUAAUAAAGGCGGCGGAGUGCAGCAGUGGAAAGGAGCCAAGGAAUGGGACUUGGAACGCACAUCAAUCGCCAACAAGAAAGAUUACGUCUCUCGCCAUGGCUAUCAUCUGGCCAUUAAAGACAUGAUUGCCAAACGACGGUACGCUCACGAAUGGAGAGAGUCCUGGCAAAAAGUAGACCUCAUUCGCCAGAGUAUGCGUCAGUUCCCUCGAGCAGAGUGGUUCUGGUGGCUUGAUUUGGAGUCGUAUAUCAUGGAGCCUCAAAAAAGCCUCGAUUCGUUGCUGUUCAACCACCUGGACAGACUGGAACGAAACUUGACGUACUACAACCCAACAAACAUGGAAAUCGACGUGCCGUUUGUCGACAAUACGCAGCCGAUCGACAUGAUCAUUACCCAAGACUGUGGCGGCUUCUCUUUGGGCUCUUUCUUUAUCCGUAGAUCGGAGUGGUCUGAGAUGCUCCUGGACGUUUGGUGGGACCCGGUUAUGUACGAACAAAAGCACAUGGAAUGGGUCCAUGGCGAGCAGGCUGCUCUGGAGCACCUCUACAAAAAUCAUGCAUGGAUAAGAAGCCGUAUUGCAUUCGCUCCGUUGCGUCAGUUCAACGCGUUUCCGCCGGGCGCCUGUGCUGAGCGGGCCGACGAUCCACGGUUCUUUUACAGUCGCAAGGACCGCGAUUUUCUCGUCAACAUGGCCGGGUGCCAGUUCGGACGCGACUGCUGGCAGGAAAUCGAAGACUACAAGGCGUUAUCGAUGGCGUCUCACAAAAAACGCUUUCUCUUUUUUUAA
Molecule: messenger RNA, 990 nt
Organism: Wickerhamiella sorbophila
Lineage: Eukaryota; Fungi; Ascomycota; Dipodascomycetes; Dipodascales; Trichomonascaceae
Product: putative alpha-1,6-mannosyltransferase MNN10
Exons: 1
Coding region: 1-990 (329 amino acids)
Biological process (GO): protein N-linked glycosylation
Cellular component (GO): Golgi membrane
Molecular function (GO): glycosyltransferase activity
Source: RefSeq, a predicted model, not a curated record